AUGAGACCACGUAUGAACCCGGAGAGUAUAAAAUUAGAUAAUGACGGGACAUUUCAACUUUCACAGAAUUGGCAUAAGUAUGGAACAUGUCCACAAGGAACUAUCCCUAUACGAAGGAAUAUAAAAGAUUACCGUUCAACACUUCUGCGUAAGCAUCGACUUUCAAAAUUUUCUCAUCCGAAGACACCUAAUACAUUACAACCAAACGACGAUAUUACAGACGGUCAUGAGGUUUUAGCCGGUUUCCUUGAAGAUUUUAAUAGUAUUGAAGCUGGAUGGGAAGUAUGUCAACCUAGAUAUGGUGAUUACCAGACCAGAUUCUUUAUACUAUGGACUACCGAUGGCUACAAAAACAGUUGCACCAACCUCGAAUGUGAAGGUUUUGUGCACACAUCCUCGGAUGUCGCCCUUGGUUGUAAUUUCACGGAAAUGUCCACUUUCAAGGGAGACCAAAAAGAUGCCACCUUCAGUAUACACAAGGACCAAAGUAGUGGAAAUUGGUGGGUACAAAUACAAGGCAUACCUGUUGGAUAUUAUCCAAGUUCUCUAUUCACCCAAUUAUCAAAGACAGCGACAAAAGUAGAGUUCGGUGGAGAAAUCUUUAAUGAAAUAUCUAAAGGACGACAUACUAUAGCUCAAAUGGGUAGUGGUCAUUUCCCUUCAGAAGGAGGUUUGGGUGUAUCCAGUUAUUUUAGUCAUGUCCAAAUAAUUGAUGAAAAUAACGAAGCCAAAGACCCUCAAAACGUUGAGUUGUAUGUAUCGAAUCCAAAUUGUUAUGAUUUGAAAAUCGAAAAUACCAACGGUUACGGGUUCUACUAUGGAGGUCCGGGUUAUAAUGAUAAUUGUCAAUAA
Papaver somniferum (opium poppy) is the source of this 852-nucleotide messenger RNA. RefSeq lists its product as uncharacterized. The coding region runs from base 1 to 852 and encodes 283 amino acids. NCBI's taxonomy places the organism in Eukaryota, Viridiplantae, Streptophyta, Magnoliopsida, Ranunculales, Papaveraceae. The record is from RefSeq and is a predicted model, not a curated record. The transcript has 5 exons.